AUGCUGCCGACUCGAGUUCUCUUCAAGCGGUCGGUCUGGAAAGGCCCACACAUUGUGCCGUACGACUCUCUCGUCCCUCGUCCCUCUCUUGCCAUUCCCAACGUCGAGGCCGGCAAGUCGGCGCCCCCGAUCCGCACGCAGGCCCGUGCCGCCACCAUCCUGCCCAGCUUCAUCGGCCUCAAGUUUCAGGUCUACAACGGCAAGGUCUACCACGACGUCACCAUUACCGAGGAUAUGGUCGGCCACAAGCUGGGCGAAUUCUCACCGUACGUCCCCUGA
Molecule: messenger RNA, 279 nt
Organism: Sporothrix brasiliensis 5110
Lineage: Eukaryota; Fungi; Ascomycota; Sordariomycetes; Ophiostomatales; Ophiostomataceae
Product: mitochondrial ribosomal protein S19
Exons: 3
Coding region: 1-279 (92 amino acids)
Biological process (GO): ribosomal small subunit assembly; translation
Cellular component (GO): cytosolic small ribosomal subunit; ribosome
Molecular function (GO): structural constituent of ribosome
Source: RefSeq, a predicted model, not a curated record